Messenger RNA from Manis pentadactyla (Chinese pangolin), 4511 nucleotides. It is a transcript of the gene MCM9, whose product is annotated as minichromosome maintenance 9 homologous recombination repair factor. Gene Ontology annotation, cellular component: MCM complex; nucleus. Lineage: Eukaryota; Metazoa; Chordata; Mammalia; Pholidota; Manidae. Gene Ontology annotation, molecular function: single-stranded DNA helicase activity; ATP hydrolysis activity; ATP binding. The record is from RefSeq and is a predicted model, not a curated record. Gene Ontology annotation, biological process: double-strand break repair via homologous recombination. The coding region runs from base 363 to 3785 and encodes 1140 amino acids. The transcript is spliced from 13 exons.
CCCGGCCCACCUUGCCCCGCCUCCGCGCGCGCGCGCCCGCCUCUCCACCCGGAAGAGCCCUCUGAGCCGCGGAGCUGGGGCGGCGCGCGGCCGGCGUCCUUCGGGAGCGCGGGCCGCCCGAGCAAACGCCGGGCGCCUAAUUCAACCAGGCGCGAGGCGGGCCCUUCGGAGCUGCGCGCCCCCGCGGCCGGCGGCGCCUCGAGCGGCUCGUGCACGCACCCCGCCUCGCCGGCCUCCUCGCGCGCCCGAGGCCGUGGCUCUACCCUACCGCCAGGCCUGGGUGCUCCGCGCCUCCCGGCCUCGGGAGCAGCGCGGCCCCGGCGACUUCUGACACUGCGUAUCCACGAUUGCCUAGAUUCAAGAUGAAUAGCGAUCAGGUUGUACUGGUUGGUCAAGUGUUUGAAUCGUAUGUGUCGGAAUACCAUAAGAACGAUAUUCUUCUAAUCUUGAAGGAAGGAGAUGAAGAUGCUCAUUACCCAGUUGUGGUUAAUGCAAUGACUCUUUUUGAGACCAACAUGGAAAUUGGGGAAUAUUUCAACACAUUCCCCAAUGAAGUACUAACUGUUUUUGAUAGUGCUCUGCAAAGAUCAGCCUUGACAAUUCUCCAGUCCCUUUCCCAGCCAGAGGGUGUCUCUAUGAAGCAGAAUCUUCAUGCCAGGAUAUCAGGAUUGCCUGUUUGUCCUGAGCUGGUAAGGGAGCACAUCCCUAAAACCAAGGAUGUGGGACACUUUUUAUCUGUCACUGGGACAGUGAUUCGAACAAGUCUGGUGAAGAUCCUGGAGUUCGAGCGGGAAUACAUGUGUAACAAAUGCAAGCAUGUGUUUGUGGUAAAGGCUGACUUUGAGCAGUAUUAUGUUUUUUGCCGUCCAUCUUCAUGUCCCAGCUCAGAGAACUGUGGUUCUUCAAAAUUUACUUGCCUCUCAGGCUCAGCUUCAUCUCCAGUCAGGUGUAGAGAUUAUCAGGAAAUCAAAAUUCAGGAACAGGUCCAAAGGCUAUCUGUUGGCAGUAUUCCACGAUCUAUGAAGGUUAUCCUGGAAGACGAUUUAGUUGACAGUUGCAAAUCUGGCGAUGAUCUCACUAUUUAUGGAGUUGUAAUGCAGCGAUGGAAGCCCUUUCAGCCAGAUGUACGUUGUGAAGUGGAGAUAGUCCUGAAAGCCAAUUAUGUCCAAGUAAAUAAUGAGCAGUCUGCGGGGAUCAUCAUGGAUGAGGAGGUCCAGAAGGAAUUUGAAGAUUUCUGGGAAUACUACAAGAGCAAUCCCUUUGCAGGAAGAAAUGAAAUAUUGGCCAGCUUAUGCCCUCAAGUUUUUGGGAUGUAUCUGGUAAAGCUUGCUGUGGCCAUGGUGCUGGCUGGUGGGAUUCAGAGGACCGACGCCACAGGAACACGGGUCAGAGGUGAAUCUCACCUUUUAUUGGUCGGGGAUCCUGGUACAGGGAAAUCUCAGUUCCUCAAAUAUGCAGCAAAGAUUACACCAAGAUCUGUGCUCACCACAGGAAUUGGAUCUACUAGCGCAGGUCUGACGGUAACUGCUGUGAAAGACUCAGGAGAGUGGAAUUUGGAGGCUGGGGCCCUGGUACUGGCAGAUGCAGGCCUUUGCUGUAUCGACGAGUUUAAUAGCCUCAAAGAGCAUGAUAGAACCAGUAUCCACGAAGCAAUGGAGCAACAGACCAUAAGUGUUGCUAAAGCUGGCCUCGUGUGCAAGCUGAACACAAGGGCCACCAUCCUGGCAGCAACUAACCCGAAAGGCCAGUACGACCCCUGCGAGUCCGUGUCUGUGAACAUCGCCCUUGGCAGCCCACUUCUAAGUCGAUUUGACCUGAUCCUGGUAUUGCUUGACACCAGGAAUGAAGACUGGGAUCGUAUAAUUUCCUCCUUUAUCUUAGAAAACAAAGGUUACCCAAGCAAAUCAGAGAAGCUCUGGAGCAUGGAAAAGAUGAAGACCUACUUCUGCCUUAUUAGGAAUCUCCAGCCCACACUGUCUGACGUGGGUAAUCAAGUCCUUCUCCGCUACUACCAGAUGCAAAGGCAGAGUGAUUCCCGGAAUGCUGCUCGGACAACCAUCCGCCUGUUGGAAAGCUUGAUUCGAUUAGCAGAAGCUCAUGCUCGCCUGAUGUUCCGCAGCACCGUGACUCUGGAAGACGCUGUGACAGUGGUGUCGGUCAUGGAGUCCUCCAUGCAGGGAGGUUCACUGCUGGGAGGUGUAAAUGCACUGCAUACUUCCUUUCCUGAAAACCCUCUGGAGCAGUACCAGAGGCAGUGUGAACUCAUUCUGGAAAAGCUGGAACUGUACGACCUCUUGAAUGAAGAGCUAAGAAGACUUGAAAGGUUACAGAAUCAGUGUGUGUCCCAAUCCCAGCCACAGGCAACAGAGGCAGAGACUAUUCCAGGAUCCUCAAGAAAUGAUCCAGGGGAAGAAUCGAAGUUUAGAACAUCAACACAGCAGGAAAAGAAUUGUAGCAAGCAUAGGUCCUCUACUGCAGGCAUUGCUGAGGCAAGCCCGCUUCUCAACCCCCCAUCCCAUCUGGGGCCUAAUGGAUCCACAAGUAGAAAACAUUCAAACAAGCACAAAAAUAGCAGAGAUGACAGUUUGGACUGGUUUGACUCCAUUGCAGCUCAUCAGAUUGAACCCACUGUUCCUGUAUUUCAUAGUCCUAAAACAACUGGGGGGGAAAUGGCUUUGAAAAUCUCCAACAACAAAUCUCAGGGUGAGGAAAAGAAUGAGGCAGGCCAGAGGAGCAGGUUGGAAACUGGACAGCUUCCAGCACCGGGAGAAGCAGAAACUCCACUGAGACCAGACAGUGUUGAGGGUAACAAGGUGAAAAAGGCAGCCGCUGUUUCUGAAGGAGCACUGUCUGCCGAUGAGGCCGGCCCAGUCCUGACUCAUCACGUCCCCAGGAAACUGCACACGCUGCGCAAGCAGAGGGCCCAGGAGUUGUGCAGGAAUCUCCCCAGGGCGUCUUCACAGCCCACAAGCCCUUCUCAUCCUCUGCCCAUUCCUGUGCGUAGCCCAGAAAGGACGCUGGAGACUCCCAAAAGGAAGAGACGGAAACCCCCUGCUCAGGUGGAAGAGCCCGGACUUGAAAGGACUGGGAGUCAGGGUCCCCCAGUGGCCAAACUGGCAAAAUUUACUUUCAAACAGAGGUCAAAACUGAUGCACCGCCCUGAAGACCACAGCCCUCUGUCCCGUGGCACGCCUGAGACCGCAGUUCAGAGUGAGAGAAAUCCCCAGCAGGGAGCAGCAAGAGGAGCAGCUCCGCCUGGGGCGGAUCCCGAGAAGCUGGCCGGUUCCCUGGCAAACAAGAGCUCGGCUCAGCGGCAGCGGGAGGCAAGGUUGCAGGCGUCCCGGCAGCCGCCAGGGAAAGUGGGGUCAAGGGACCAGGGGCAACGUGCUCCGGAAAAGAGAACUGUUCAGCCCCAGUUGGAGCUUGGGAAUGAGCCUGGGCGUUUUCACCUUACUUGUGAAAGAGACAGAAGGGAAGAGGUUUCAUGCAGGAACAAAAGGGGCAAGGUUCACGCUUGCACAUUAGCCAAAUUGGCCGACUUCUCCUUUACUUCCUCCUCUGAAUCCAAAUCAGAAUCCCCUCCUCCUCCUGACAGUGAGGACCAGAAAGUCCUAAGACCUCCUGCAACUACAGCUACUGGGCUUGGCAGGAAGAGGGAAACUUUUCAGCUGGAAGGGUCUACUGAGAGACUGACUCUUUCCACAAAAUCUCUCUUUACUUUACCAGAACUAGGUGAUGAGACGUUAGAUUUUGACUGGGAUGAAGAAAUGAGAAAAAAGCCAUAAUCACGAAAAGCCUUGUGGUCUUAUUUCACCACACCUCCCCUGCAGCUCAACACAGCACCUUCUUUACAGUGCCAAUGUGGUGUUUAUGUAUGUAUAGAACUCGUGGCCAUUUGAGCACCAAACAAUCUUCCUAUCAGGUUGUAUGAUUUCAGGUUUAUCUUCAUAACUUGAAAAGAUGUAUAAUCAAUGUAACUCACUGUGAUACCAGCACUUGAAUUGAAUUAAUUCACACUGUGCUUAAUUUUGCAAACAGAGUACUUAUGUUCCCAAAGACUUUGUUUGUUUGGGUUUGGUUUUGAGUGGUGGGCGGGGCCCGGGGGUGGGGUGAGGUUCCCAAGAUCCCUUCUUUCAUUCACUCCGGAACAAAUGCUGGGAAGAUAGGGCUCGUAAAGCUUACAAGUUAGGUGGACUCUUUUUCUAUUUUUUCCUUUGUUUUUUGUUUUUCUUUCACCCAAGAUGUGCUAAAUGUGGUGAACAGUUUUGAUUUGCCAGAAUCAUGUGAUUUUUCUAAUAUGAUUUGUCUUUAUUCUCAUGUGUCAGAUUUAAUGUGACUAGCACUUUUCUUUCUUUGAGAGGUACCCUCACAAUUCCACGGUAUCUAAAGAUCUGGCAACUGGUCAGAUAGUAGCUCUCUGAAGUACUGACUUUUUGAGUUUUCCUUUCUUGAGCCAACAUUUGUACUUCAGAUUCUUAGUCUAUUUUGGGGACUUACCUUCAACACUAUUU